CGAUCCUGACGCAAGGUUGUCUAGAAUUCUACCUUGAUCGUUACAGGUCUCUCAGACCUCAGCAUCUUGCCGAUAAAACCUUUCGAUUGCAUGGUGUACACCCGUGACUCCUUCGACCCGAGCGUCGGAGAUACGAAACGAAAGAAGUUGGACCGCCUUCUUGGACUGAGGAGCAGCGAAUUUCCCGAGCUUUUUGGCGCAUGCAGAUUAUUUGGGACCUCCACAAAGUGACUUCAAAUUCCGCUCUAGACUGGCCUACAGAAGAUAUCGACCGACUCAACACCGAAGAAUCUAUAGAUCUUUUCUACAGAGAGACUCUGUACCUGUUACUAUAUCGCGACGAUCCACAACCAGAGUACGAAGAAUUACUCUCUGUCAUGCAAUACAGAAGAAAGGUAAAGAGAGAAGCUAUUACACAAAGCCUUGCAAAAGUUUCAAAUGUAUCAAGAAUUCAGAGACAAUCAUCAAAAUCAGUGCCUAAUCAGAUCGCCUGGGAAGAACUCGACCGUCCUUCAUCCGGAAUCGAGUUCUACCAUAAUUGGAUUGAUCCUGGAAUAUUAUCCGCUGGCGUCGGAUUCUCACCGCUUCGCGCAAUAUCAUUCGAUCACAUUUUAUACGCUUUGGAUCUGCGUUCUGGGAUAGAGAGAAAAUGAGAGGCUAAGGGUUUAUACCGUCUUCUCAAGAAGACUGGGAUCACUUCCCUACCACCUUUUAUCAUUUUGCAUGGCAAAGUCUCUUGAGUACGGAAGAGCUUGAGGAGAAGGUGCGAGGUUUCAUGGCAAGGUACCGCGGGGUGCGAUGGGCGUAAAGGAG
Molecule: messenger RNA, 813 nt
Organism: Mollisia scopiformis
Lineage: Eukaryota; Fungi; Ascomycota; Leotiomycetes; Helotiales; Mollisiaceae
Exons: 1
Coding region: 201-653 (150 amino acids)
Source: RefSeq, a predicted model, not a curated record